UCACGACUCACAACCUAUAAGAGUCUAGUUCUAUGUUGGGUCUUGGCUGUGUAGAAAUUAUAGAUUAUUGUUUUGUUUGGUAUUUUAUCUCUGCAAAAGAUGUGGAUUUUUGGCUGGAAAGGGCCAUCUGGGUUCUCAGCCCGUUCAACAGCAGAGGAAGUUACCCAAGGAAUUGAUGGAACUGCUCUCACUGCCAUUGUUACAGGAUCAUCAAGUGGCAUUGGUGUGGAGACGACGCGUGUUCUCGCGUUGCGUGGUGUCCAUGUCAUUAUGGCUGUAAGGAAUAUGGAUGCUGGUAGGAACGUCAAAGAACAAAUUCUUAAGGAAAUCCCCAAUGCCAAAAUUGAUGUCAUGCAAUUAGAUCUUUGCUCAAUGGGAUCGGUGAGGAAAUUUGCAUCAGAUUAUAAUGAAUCGGGUCGUCCACUGAAUCUCCUCAUUAACAAUGCAGGGGUGAUGGCGAGUCCAUUCAUGCUUUCCCAAGACAACAUCGAACUGCAAUUUGCAACUAAUCAUUUAGGUCAUUUUCUUUUGACAAACCUUCUAUUGGAGACCAUGAAAAAAACUGCUCGUGAAAGCAACAAAGAGGGGAGAAUUGUUAUUGUAGCAUCUGAGGGUCACCGAUUUGUGUAUCGUGAAGGGAUUCGUUUUGAUAAGAUCAAUGAUGAAUCAGGAUACAGCAUGUUGUUUGCUUAUGGGCAAUCAAAGCUUGCGAACAUAUUGCAUGCUAAUGAGCUUGCGAGGCGCAUGAAGGAAGAAGGCGUGGAGAUAACUGUUAAUUCCCUUCAUCCGGGUGCAAUUAUUACAAAUCUUCUGCGUCACCACAGUUUCAUUAAUGUUAUUGCUAGUACACUCGGUAAAUAUGUGCUUAAAAAUGUUCAUCAGGGAGCAGCAACUCAAUGCUAUGUGGCAUUGCAUCCACAAGUUAAAGGAGUAAGUGGUGAAUAUUUCAUGGACAGUAAUAAAGCGAAAGCCAGCUCUCAGGCUACGGAUGCAGAAUUGGCAAAGAAAUUAUGGGAGUUCAGCUUGAGCUUGACUAGCCAAAACUAGCUGGGAUUUAAGGCGUUCGUCCUUUUAGGAACCGAUGAAACUCUUCAUGUACACUUGGAAGUACUUUACGCUUUUAAUGAUAUUUCGAGUAAAACUAGAUUGUAUAAAUAGUAUAUCAGUCGAACAAGAAGUUACAGUCGUACAAUGUUUGUGCUCGUAAAACAGUUUGAAUAGAAGGUAGGCAGACUGCCUUACGUUUUUAAUGAUAUUUCGAAUAAAACUAGAAUGUAUAGAUAGUA
Molecule: messenger RNA, 1286 nt
Organism: Alnus glutinosa
Lineage: Eukaryota; Viridiplantae; Streptophyta; Magnoliopsida; Fagales; Betulaceae
Product: short-chain dehydrogenase TIC 32, chloroplastic-like
Exons: 8
Coding region: 100-1047 (315 amino acids)
Source: RefSeq, a predicted model, not a curated record